AAUCACGCUCUUGAUCUCUUCUCUCCCUCAUGGACUCCUCCUCUCAUUCCCUGUUCCUUAUUCUAUCCCUCUAAUCUUCCCGCAACCAUGACUCCCCCACCCCGAUCCCAUCCCAUCAUUAAUCCUCCACCUGCUCCCGCCUCCCUCCUUUCCUCUUCCAUGCCGCCCUCCGGCCCCAGCCCCGGUCCCGCGGGCCCCCAACGCGCCCCCCCCUCCGCGCGCGCCCGCCCCAGCCCCAGCCCCAGCCCCAGACCCUGAUCUUUGGACCCGCCGCCGCUAUCAUGGCCGAAUCCGGCAAGAGCGAGCAGAUCAUCACCCAAUUCUUUCUCAAGGUCCUCCACGCCGUCCUCGGCUCCCGGAUUCCCCACCGCCACGGCGCCGCCCCACCGGACCCCGCCCGCGCCCGCAAGCGCGACCGCUGGUUCAACCUCGCCCUCGGCGACCUCCCCCUGGCUUUCGACCACCCCCACCACAGCGUCAUGGACCCCCUCAUUAUCGACAUCAUCCUCACCCCCCGCCCCCCCGCCGACCUCCCCGAGGCCAUCGUCGAGCGAUGGACCGCCCAGUGCGAGUCCUGGAACGCCCCUCACUCCCCGGACAACUCUCCUUCUUUUCUUUACAGAAGGACCUACAAGAAAUCGAUCCUCCUCCUCCGAUCCCUCUACUGCUUCCUCCGCCUCCUCCCCGCCUACCGGGUUUUCCGAAUGCUCCGCUCCUCUAACCAGUCUCACAAUUACGAUCUUAGCUAUAGAGCUUUGUCUUUCGCCGAGCCGUUCUCGAGGGAGGAGGAGAGGGAAUUCAAGCUGCACAGCUUCACCCCGGUGGAGACCCAAUUUGGCCAGCUCAUCGUGUCGGUGCAGUAUCGCCCGAGCCUCUCGGACUUCAAUCUCGAGGCCUCGUCGCUCCUGCCCCCGAUGAUCAUAACAGAUUACGUUGGUAGCCCUGCCACGGAUCCCAUGAGAGCCUUUCCUUCUUCGCCCUAUGAAAGGGGAGCCCGGCCGAUAUCGUUUCCGCUGAGAGGCGUCCGGACGUCGGCUACUCCUUCGGCUCCCCGGCCGCAUAGCUGGACGAGCGCGCCGUUGGUGCACCAUCCCUUGAGUUCGUUUCCUAUUCCGGCUUCUCCUCCCGAUGGAUAUGGGAAUCGGAUUCCGAGCCAGCGUCCAACGACUCAUAGGAAGGGUAGUUUUAGUUUCGACGAGUUUAAGUUCUCUCCGCCUUUCUCCUCACCAUCGCCCACUCCGUCACCGCCGGCGCAAGGCAGCAGUUAUCUGCAUUCUCAUCUGCGCUCUGAAACUGCACCGUUGAGCAUACCGCAGCCCCUGACGGGGAAGAGCCGGGUGCAUAGCAGUCCUAUUCUUUCAGAUCCAACCAAAAUCUUCUUGCCACCACCAUCUCCGAGGAGCAUGAGGACGGAUCUUUCAUCUCAGAAUUCACCUUUGGAGAGUAGAUCUUUUCGAAAGUCUGAAGGAUUGAGGGCUGGAGAUAUCUACUCAAACUUGCAAUGGUAUACAGCUCAGAAGGUGGGAAUUAGAUCAUUGUUCCCCAGUUCUUUUGGAACUUCUGUUAUAUCAUCAGUGGAUGAGACAAAAUCAAAGAAGAGCCUAAUGCAUAUCAAGACCCGAGACACAUUGAUAUCUUCAAAUGGAGAGUAUCCUCUGGAAGGAACUUGUUCGACAUGGUCGUUGAUCAUGAAUAUAUCAAGACUGUUUCAACAAAGGUGGUAGAAAACUCGACUUAAAAGUGGAACCUAGAUUCUUUCCAUCUGAACAAGCAUAAUUGAUUAACCCUAACCGGGCUAUUUGGCAAAGUAUCUUCUUUUUCUGCAGUUUAAUAGGAAGACCAAUGGGUAUUCAAUGUUCUGGGAUGGCCAUGGUUGUUUAUAGGGGUUUUAAUUGUAACUUCUGAGUCAAUUUCUACUCAUGCAAACAUCAAUCACAGAGAUAUAUGGAUCGCUGAUAUAAUACCUAGACUAAAAAAAUUGAAGGACUUUGUCCCUAUUCAGGAGAUUGCAAGAAUGCUUUAUCCAUAAAUGAACAAGAUCUUGGACCAUAACCAGGAUUAUUGUAAUUGAUAAGUGUAUUUGAAGUGGCAAAAUUUGACAUAUGGAGGAUCAGAAAGACCUUUAGAUUGAAUGGACAAAACCAUAAAAUCUAGAAGGUACCGACAAAAUGCAUGUCUUGAUACACCCAUAUAUCAUAUUUUUCUGAAAUUAUUGCAAGGUCAUUUCAAGAUAUAGAACUAUUUUAUUUUGAUGCUUGGUCAAAGCGUUGGUUUAAUUUUAAAGUCAAAUUUAUUUUGAUUGUUAGAUAUAUUGGCUUUGGUAAGUCAUUUGUUUGGUUCAGCAGUCAUGUGGUAAACUUAUUGUUGUAAUUAAAUAGCCUUUAGGUGUUGCUUGUUGUUGGAACUUGGAAAUCUAUACGUAUUACCAAGAUAAUUGUUGU
Messenger RNA from Elaeis guineensis (African oil palm), 2441 nucleotides. Its product is annotated as autophagy-related protein 13a. The record is from RefSeq and is a predicted model, not a curated record. Gene Ontology annotation, biological process: piecemeal microautophagy of the nucleus; protein localization to phagophore assembly site; autophagosome assembly. NCBI's taxonomy places the organism in Eukaryota, Viridiplantae, Streptophyta, Magnoliopsida, Arecales, Arecaceae. Gene Ontology annotation, cellular component: Atg1/ULK1 kinase complex; cytosol; phagophore assembly site.